Mya arenaria is the source of this 5806-nucleotide messenger RNA. Its product is annotated as guanine nucleotide-binding protein G(q) subunit alpha. The record is from RefSeq and is a predicted model, not a curated record. Gene Ontology annotation, cellular component: heterotrimeric G-protein complex. Gene Ontology annotation, biological process: adenylate cyclase-modulating G protein-coupled receptor signaling pathway. The transcript has 8 exons. NCBI's taxonomy places the organism in Eukaryota, Metazoa, Mollusca, Bivalvia, Myida, Myidae. Bases 222 to 1301 code for a protein of 359 amino acids. Gene Ontology annotation, molecular function: GTPase activity; G protein-coupled receptor binding; G-protein beta/gamma-subunit complex binding.
CACACCCUUAAUGAAGGCAGAAUCCAGAAGAAACGAUAGACAACAAAAAGUUUGGAUGUUUUCUUCAGAAAGGGCCGUCGUUCGAACGUGGUUUGUUCCCGUAUAGAGGGACGGGCUUAUUCCGGGACCCUUGACGCCGGAUUUUAAGCCAGACUGGGGUCGCAUCGUUGCGAGCCAGCCAGUCUAAUAUUGUAUGUGAGCGUCGGUGCAUCUUUUCCAACAUGGCGUGCUGUUUAAGCGCUGAGCAGCAGGAACAAAAACGUAUCAAUCAAGAAAUCGAGAAGCAGUUGAGAAAAGACAAACGGGAUGCGAGAAGGGAACUCAAAUUGCUUUUGCUGGGUACGGGAGAAAGUGGCAAGAGCACCUUCAUCAAACAGAUGCGAAUUAUCCAUGGCACUGGAUACUCAGACGACGAUAAACGCGGCUUCAUCAAGAUUGUCUAUCAGAAUAUCUUCAUGGCCAUGAACGCGAUGAUUCGAGCUAUGGACACAUUGAAGAUCAACUAUAAAGAUCCGAACAAUGAGGUUUUUUUGCAGGAAAAUGCAAACCUGAUUCGGCAGAUAGACCAUGAACAUGAAACAGUUACGACGUUUGAACAACAGUUUGUGGACGCCAUCAAAUGCCUGUGGAAUGACAGCGGUAUACAGGAGUGCUACGACAGGAGGAGAGAGUACCAGCUGACAGACUCAGCCAAGUACUACCUUGAUGAUGUGGACCGUAUCACAAAGCCGGACUACUUGCCAACACUACAGGACAUUCUCCGUGUGAGAUCGCCCACAACUGGCAUCAUAGAAUACCCCUUUGACCUGGAUAGCAUCAUUUUUAGAAUGGUUGAUGUCGGAGGGCAGCGAUCAGAAAGGCGGAAGUGGAUCCAUUGUUUUGAAAACGUUACGUCCAUUAUGUUUUUAGUAGCCUUAAGUGAAUAUGACCAGGUGUUGGUGGAGUCAGAUAACGAAAACCGAAUGGAGGAGUCGAAAGCGUUGUUCCGCACGAUCAUCACUUAUCCGUGGUUCCAGAACUCCUCAGUUAUACUGUUCCUCAACAAGAAAGACCUACUAGAAGAAAAAAUUAUGCAUUCGCAUUUAGUUGACUAUUUCCCAGAAUUUGAUGGUCCAAAGAAGGAUGCCCAGUCUGCCCGGGAGUUUAUAUUACGGAUGUUUGUGGACCUGAACCCUGACCCGGACAAGAUCAUCUAUUCUCACUUUACUUGUGCUACAGAUACGGAAAAUAUUCGGUUUGUGUUCGCUGCAGUAAAAGACACAAUUUUACAACUUAAUCUCAAAGAGUAUAACCUUGUGUGAGAAUAUUGACUUCUAGAGUGAUUGUUUUAUCGCUAAAUAUGUCGUAAAAAGUGACCUUGAUUUUAAACCUUUGUUCAUUACAUCAGUGUGGCGAUUCAACAUUUUGCCACAUUACUGUGUUAAAGGAAAAAUGAAUCUGAUUGGUCAUAUGUCUGUCACAUGACCAAAAGAACAUAUACAUGACCUCAAUGUGGCGUACAGUGGGGUAGAGGUUUUUUUGCUCUAAAAUCCCACGCCCUGUUGAUUAUCCAUUUCUCUGCAAGGAAUAGGCAGGCAUGUGUUUAGCUGUUGUAUUUUGCAACUUUGGUGAAGUUUUCUAUGAAGUAAUACUACAUUUUGUACGCUCCCGAAGACAAGUGGACAUUCUUGGCUUAAGUAAAGAGAAUAGACAUUUGUUAGUCAGAACUUUGAUGGAUUUGUGGAGAUGUGUUCCUUAAAACAGUGUGAUGUUUUGCUAUUUCCUGAAGUUAAUCUUGCUGUUAAUAUACUGUAGGGCGCCUUAUUUUACUGAAUGAACUUGUACAAGGCAAAGCCUCUUUGUGAAAUUUUGAUGGUAGGGUAUAACCCUGCUUUUAAUUGUAGGAUGUAACCCUACAUUGUGUGUAACAGGGUGCUGCCAAAUGUUCAUCGUGGGGCGCUGGCAUAGUGCAAUUUAUAUUAAUUAAACACUCUUGACUGUUACAAAAGCAAUGAUUGUUAAUCGUUUUUACCCUAUUUUCGAUAGUGGGUGUUAACCCUAAUUUCGAUAGUGGGUGUUAACCCAAUUUUGAUUGUAGGUGUAUAAUAACAGAUAAAAAUUCAAUAUGGGGCAUUUUACCCGUGGAAAUGUGUAGACCUAACUUAGCUUUUUUAUAAUCUGAAUACAUGUAUUGUUGUUAUUAUAUUACAUAGGUCAUUUUAAUUAUUACGCAACUUUACCGUGCUACAUUGAUUGAUUGAAUUUCAAUUAUGUUGAAAACAUAGUCACAUGACUCGUCAUCUGUUCUUCUAUUUAUUGAAAUUGGUUCUCUUGUUAUGUCUAUGAAAUCAUCUGUCGUAUAUCAUCAACUCUUUUCUACGUUGUUAUGAUUAUUUAUUUAUGUAAUUUAAUGUCAUAAAUCAACAUAAUGAAAUUAAGAGCCCACAUGUUAGGGUUAGGCGCACAAGGCCUUUAUUUCUUGAACAAUUUAAUGUCCCUUAUAUGCGGAUCAAGGUAAGCUCAUUCUUUUUAUUUUUGGUUUUAAAAAUUGUGUUAUUUUCUCCCUAAAAGGGUUAAGAAAGUUUUGAAAGGAAAUUAAUCAUGAAAAACAAUGUUAUGUUCCAAAUCAAGUUGAAGCAACUUUUUAUUGUCAAUAUUUUUAACAAUUUAGGAUAGGUUAAUACUGGUACAUAAUUGAAAGAUUAUACACAUUGUAUAGGUUUUUCCAACUGUAUAAUAUUGUUAAAUUGAGAUUCUAAGAAAAAAAUCCCUUUUUUGCAUACAGUAAAUACUAGUUCAAAAUAUACAUAUAUUGUGAAUUACUUGUAAGAUAUUUGUACUUUAACAAAUACAUGCCAACUGAAAUUGUCCCUUAAUAUAAGCUGUAUUAUUUUUUCACUCUUCAUGUUUUGAAAUCUGCAUUGCUAACGGGAUUAUCCGAACAUGGUCGUAUUUUUAUUGAACAUUAAAUGUUAAAUUUUACGAACAUAACUAGACAUGAUAAUGUCAUAAAUUAGGUUGACUUUUAUCCUUGCAAGAUUUCUUGAAUUGUGAAUGUUUAAAUGUGUACAAAUUAUGGUAAAUGUCAUUUUAUUCAACUUGUUUGAAGUAAUUGUUUUGUGUAAAGUGGUGCAAUAUAUUCAAAACGGUUACCGUGACAACCUGAAUGCAAAAGUUAGACAUUUGUUCACUUUACUUUUUAGGGUCAGACAUAAAAAAAAAUAUUUUGUGUGAAAUGUGAAAUUAUUAUAUCAUUAAAAUUUUGAAUUAGAGCUUUAUUGUUAAUGACUAUUUUAAAGUGUCACAGAAAUUAAUGUAUUUUGCUAAGAAGUGAUAGUAAAGCUGCUGAAAAAUGAAUAAGUUAAGGCUUGAAAUUACAAAAGAUGAGAAUAUAAAUAUGCCAGUUGCUGUUUGUUUUUUGUUUAUAAAAAUAAGUUAAUGAAAUGACUUAGCAUCAAAACUGAAAAAUGAUUGUUUUCAAUAAUAGUGGUGGGAGUGCCUUUAAGUAAAUAAAAUAAAUUGAAGGUAUACUGAUUUACUGAAUAAACAAUCUUAUUAUAACAAAAGAUUAUGGUUGGAAAAAAGUAUCACAGAUUCAAAAAAUUGCCAUGAGGCUAAACCACCUCUGUGUACAAAUUCAUACUUGUUAAAUCAAUGAAAUGGUUAACUAGUCACAUAGUAGCCCUUCACAAAUAAAUACAUGUUGGGUGGUCUUAUUUGGAUCUUAGUAAAGAUGAAGCUAAUCAGAUUUCACGAUAUAAAUAACCGACCUAUAGGUUGAAUGGAUUUAAAGAUUAUUACCAUAAUACUAACGAGUUGAAUAUCGAUUACCUCUCAUAGACUUGGUUUAAAUAUUAUUGUAUGUGUUAAAUAACGUAGGUUAUUCUGAAGGGCUUAAUCCAGAGAAGCCGCAUUUCUAUCAUCAGUACAGUGCAAUUGGAAAAAAUGGGUAUUAAAACUUAUGGAUUUUUUUUCCAGAAUGGUAAAGAGUCUCCUCUUUUCUGCACUGGAAUUUUUUUUUUUGUUCACUGAAUAUUUGUACCCUUUGACAUUAUCAUAUUUCAAAUACUUCUGAGCUGUUGUAGACAUGAUAAUAUUACUAGCACUCGCAUAGUGGUAUCAAAAUUACAUGUUUGUUUAAAAAAUAUCAUAUAUUUUAUGCACAAUUUAUACUAUAUCUCGUAAUAAUUGUAUUCGUUUUUCGAUAAUAUCUUUUUUAUUUCAAGUUUACAGUUAACCAAGAUCACAGAAUAUUUUUAACUACAUAGCCUGUCCCCAUAAUUUCAUUAUUAUGCCUGAUAGAUGUAUAUCAAAAUAGGGGUUUGUCUUGUCACGUCACCUUGCGUCCUUGAAAAAUCUAGUGCCGCAAUAACCUUCUAAAGUAUAGCACCUUAACCUGCACAUGUUAAACUGGGAAAUUAUGCAUGCGCAAAUUGUGCAACAUUUUCCUCAGUCUUACAAGAGUAAUAGCCCUUGACUUAAUAAUAAGUGUUCUAAAAAUAGCAUUCCUGUGUACAGGGGCAGUGUCUGGGGGUGCUUAUCACUUCUGUGAUAAAUCAAGUUGUUUAUGAUCAUUCGAGGGUAUAUAGUAUCCCUUAAAGGAGAAUUAAGUAUUGAUGAUAAUUAACGGAAAAUAUUUUGACACAAUGGAUUGUUCCCUAUGGUAUGUAAAUGUAUGAAGUACCUCUGAUGAAAUCAGACUUAUAUACUUCUGUAUCUGUAAUCUUUGUCACAACAGCUGAUGCUUAAAAUGCAUAAUGAGUUAGUUUUAUUAUUUGCAAUUUAUCGAUUCCUCUAUUCAGCAAUCGAAAUCACAACUAUAAAAUUCAUAUCAUUUAACAUCAUUAAAUUAACUUAACCUCACAUAAUGCUGAUAUUAAGUGAAAUUGAUGUAAGACAUCUUCUGACCGUCAACUUAUACAAACUAUUUUUAAGCUAAAUAAUUGGAACCCAACGAAAAGCUUGUAUUCUAAUUCAGUUAAAUAAUCUAAAUAUUCAGUUAAAUUAUUUGAACUCCAUGUUAUGCUGGUGCCAAGUCAAAUAGCCCAAGUCGUACACAAUGCUUUUGUUUAGGUAAAAUAUCACUCUAUUUGGGAUAUUCACGACAGUUAUCUUAACUCAACAGUUAAAUUAACUGAACUCUGCAUUUUAAAUUAAUUGAACUUGUCUGUUGAAUUAUUUGAACUCAUCAGUUGAAUUAUCUGAUCUCUUUAAGUUUAAUUAUCUGAACUCUAAAUUAUAUGACCCCUCAAAUAAUCCAUCUGAACUCUUCAAUAGAAUUAUCUGAACUCUUUAAUUAAACCAUUUUAACUCCAGUUAAAUUAUCUGAACUAUUUUACUAAAUUAUCUGAACUCUUCAGUUAAAUUUUCUGAACUCUUCAGUUAAAUUAUCUAAACUCUACAAUAGAAUUAUCUGAACUCUUCAGUUAAAUUAUCUGAACUCUUCAAUAGAAUUAUCUGAACCCUUUAGUUAAAUUAUCUGAACUCUUCAGUUAAAUUAUCUGAACUCUACAAUAGAAUUAUCUGAACUCUUCAGUUAAAUUAUCUGAACUCUUCAGUUAAAUUAUCUAAACUCUACAAUAGAAUUAUCUGAACUCUUCAGUUAAAUUAUCUGAACUCUUCAAUAGAAUUGUCUGAACCCUUCAGUUAAAUUAUCUGAACUCUUCAAUAGAGUUAUCUGAACUCUUCAGUUAAAUUAUCUGAACUCUACAUGAUGCUGAUAUUCAACUGUUGUGAUCAUUCAGUUUCAAGUUUUUGUAACAUAUUUGUGAUUGCUAUGUCUUGUGACUUUUAAAACCAAAGCUAAAAUAAAUCGUGUUAAAACUCC